Molecule: messenger RNA, 3573 nt
Organism: Paramormyrops kingsleyae
Lineage: Eukaryota; Metazoa; Chordata; Actinopteri; Osteoglossiformes; Mormyridae
Source: RefSeq, a predicted model, not a curated record
GCCAAGGAGGAAAUGAGAUCUGUCGUUUUUCUUCUUUUUAGAAUCAUCUGCCACCUCUUGAUUCCGUCUCUGCUCCGCUCCGUUCCACUCUCCCUCCGGGUCCGCUCUACCCUUGGGGGCCGACUUCUCGACCAUCCUCGCCCACUGAUGGACGUCGUCGCUCUCGCCAGCCGCCAGCCGUUCGCCCUCGCCGCUGCGACGAUUUCGCAAGAGGAAAGCUUUUAAGUAACUCCAGUCCUAUUGCGUGUUUUUCUCAGCUACUCCUUUGAUGUCCAUUAUGGUGUAACCGUUUCCCUUUAGCUACGUUGCUCUAGAAUGACGCCGGCAUUCUUUCUCGCAUAGAUUACGGUCCAGACCGCAGUUUGUCUUCUCGACAGCGGACGGAGGAGUAGCUCAGGGCGUAGCAGCGUUGAACGAGGAACCAUUUUCUACGCGGCCUCUGUGGCAGCCAUGCUGGCACGGCGAUAAAUGAACACAAAGUAGAAGUCACGUUAUUUCCGAUUAUUUUUCUACGAGGAUAAUUCAAGGACACUCAUCUUGGGGCUCAAAUAUUAAUAUACCGCCGUUACAAUGAGUUUCGAUCAAGUUCCCUCCAAGUCAGAGGUUAUGAGCUGGAAUCCGCCGCGGUUGGCGGACUACUUGAGGAAGGCGAACCUGACCGGCUGCGACAAAGUCGUCCUGAAGUACAGCAUGAACGGCCCGCGGUUCCUGAACAUGUCUGACAAUGACCUGCAGAAAUUUCCCAAACUUCAGCAGCCGCUAGUCACCAAGAUCUGCCUUGGAAUCAACAAGAAGGAAGAGAAGAGAGGAUUCUUUAGCAAAAACAGGCCAGCGCCACAGAAGCGCCAUGAACAAGAGUUCGAACAGGAAAAUCAAGGCUGGGACUCCGAAGAGUUCGAUCAGAGUGACGACGACUACGAGAGCCCCGAUGGGGACGACGACGUGGACGGGGGGGAUUACGAGUCCCCAGAUGACGGCGAUCACGGUAGGGGGGGGGGCGAUAGCGACAACGACUAUGAGCCACCCCCCUCCGACCGGCCUGAAGAUGCUCCCCUGCAGAUCUGCCCCGCAAAGCCCAUCGGGGACAGUGACUACAUAGAUAACAACCGGAAUCGGCACACACCAGCGAAGCCAUUGCAGAGCCAGCCCCCGGCCCCCCCAGAGCGCCCCGGCGCCAGCCUGCCCCCACCUUCCACCUCCCGCGUGCCCCCCCACCUUCCCAAGUGCGAGCCGUCCUCACAGAGACCAGUCAAGCCUCCUGCUAAAUCUCCUGGCCUGCCCGCCCCCCACGUGGACCGCAGAACGAAGCCUGGUUCUUCAGACCGAGGUCUGCCCAGUCUUCCAGGUUUCCCAGACAGGGAAGAACACUUUCCAGGAAGAAAGCCUCCUAUGCCUGACACGUUCGCCGCUCAGCCGAGAAGAAGCGUCGUCGCUGACAAGCCGCCAGACUUGCCUCGACUCACUAAACCACCACUGCCAGGGCCUGGGGUCAACAGAUCAAGCUCUUCUGUCGGCAGACAGCCGGCAACUCUGCCCCCUGCUGUAAGUCUGCCUCCCAUUUCCCCUGCAGGACAUAUGCCAAAACCGGGAGGGGGGCCCCCUUAUAACUCCAACACGUUCCCCUUACCCACGCGUGGCCCCUCGCCCCGGCCGGGGCCCUCGCAUUCUGAAAGUUUGCCCCCCCCUAUGCACCCAGGUGGGUCCCUUCCCUCUCGACUGCAAAUGGCCAUGGGUUCCCAGAGGCCGAAACCCGAUCGCCUGCCGAUUCCCCAGCCGCAGGUUUCCGAUUUUGGCCCAGAUGACGAGCAGGACCUGGACCCCCGGUGGUACGUGGCCCAUGUGACCAGAGCGCAGGCUGAGGGCCUCUUGAGGAGGAUAAACCGGGACGGCACGUUUCUCGUACGGGACAGCUCAAAAAGAUCAUCCACCCAGCCGUACACCCUCAUGGUGCUUUACCAGGACAAAGUCUACAACAUCCAGAUCCGGUACAACAGUGAGAAGGAUGUCUUCCUGCUCGGUACCGGGCUGAAGAACCGCGAGAACUUCCCCAGGGUGAGAGACAUAAUUGAAUUCCACAUGAAAAUACCGCUUCUACUCAUCGACGCGAAGGACACUGGUUCGGGACCGCAAAAGCAGUGUCUAUUAGCGCAGCCGGUACAGUACUGACGACCUCCAGAAAGAACCCAGAAAGGAUUACCAAAAACGGGAGCCGACGAGAAGGGAAUUCUGGGAUGCAGAAACAGUACCGAGUCGCGGUGAAGAGAGCGAUCUGAAAAUCAUGGAAAAAACUGCUGUCCGCCUAACACCUAAAUGACUCUGUUGUCAUUGUGUUUUACGAAUUGUUUUAGUUCCUCUUAAUUUCAUUUCAUAUUUAAUUUGAUUUCAGCUACAGGUAACUAGCAUAUUUUAGAUAACCUUCAGAUCUAAGUUAUGUGCAAAAUAUUAUAUCAGUUUUUUUUUCUAGCCUGCGUUUUGCAUUUUAACAAUUAAAAGCUCAGGAAGAAAUGGAUAACAUAAAGGGUUAUUUCGACGAGAAGGCAGGUCUCGGCUCGGCAUUUCGAACAAAAGUGUGUGCUUCGCAAUGAGAAGUUUUCAUCAUCAUUUCAUUAAAAGUUUCAGGGCUGAUUACACGGCAAAUGUUGAAAAAGAUGAACGCAAACUAAUCUGAACAACUGUGAGCUGCGCACUCGGAGUGGCUGCAGAAGCACGCGGUGCCGCGCCUCCCCGCUCGAGGCAACGUGUCCAUCUCCGCUCAUGUGAUCACUCAUCAUUCUCCUGGCAUUUUACUUUUCUAAGUAAAACUAUAGCCACGUAUGUUUUACCCAGAGCUGCUAAGUUCACCAGCAGUGCGGGUUUACCCCGCUCCAAGUGUAACGGUGUGUUUUGAUCCUCAUACAUGCGUGUUGCUGCACGUCUCCCCCAUUUGGCUGCCAGUUCCACACAUUUCCACUAAUCGCAGGUUUUUGAAAGCAUCUUUGUUUCAAAGUAACAUUCAGUGUGUGACACGUUGUACUGUAACUGUAGGGUAAAGUAUCUCUUUAGAUGGUCAGUCUUUCAGCUGCAUUUCAAGGUGUGAAACUGUAUAGCACAUUAAAAAAUUAAAAUACAAAAAAAUAUAUAUAUAUUAUGCCACAAAAUAGAUCAUGUUAAUGACUCAGCCUCUCCGUACAUUUCUCUGAUGACCAAAUCCUGUUAUUCCUAUGAAAAGUAAGUUUACUUUAAUAGAUAUUUAGACAUUUGUUCAGCUUGUUAUUCUUAGUUUGUUGUAAAUAUUAUCAGUGUUAUGAAGUGGCGAGUCAGUUCGAGGUACCUAAGCAGACCGAACUGCAAACUGGAAAUAAAUUAUAAACUGGAAAGAAAUGUACCUGAAUAUCAAUAUACUUUUUGAAUAUCAUCUUAAGUAACAUUUUUAAAUGUCCCCCAGUUUAUUUAAACUAUAACUGUAAAUAAUGAAUUCUGUAAUAUAUUUGUGCCUUCUUACAAUGCUUUUUUUGAAAAGCUAAAGUACAGUAGUCUUACAGUAAAAACAACAAUAAAAAUAUGCUCAAUAAAAACGAUUUUAAAUGAUAAAAA